Molecule: messenger RNA, 2188 nt
Organism: Neodiprion fabricii
Lineage: Eukaryota; Metazoa; Arthropoda; Insecta; Hymenoptera; Diprionidae
Gene: eIF2Balpha
Product: translation initiation factor eIF-2B subunit alpha
Exons: 8
Coding region: 266-1102 (278 amino acids)
Biological process (GO): translational initiation
Cellular component (GO): eukaryotic translation initiation factor 2B complex
Molecular function (GO): guanyl-nucleotide exchange factor activity; translation initiation factor activity
Source: RefSeq, a predicted model, not a curated record
AUAUCUGUAUAUUUUUUAACCGCAUUAUGAAGAAUGAAAGCGAUAUAUCAGCAGGAAUGGCUGCAAUACAAACGCUUUUAAAAGUUUUGGAACGCUCUGACUGAAGAGAAUGGUGUACGAAAAAUCUGAAUUUAUUUAGAUUUAGAUAAUGGAAAACCCAAUCGAAGUCUGAAAACCACGUAGCGGUAGUCGCACUCAGCAUCGUUUAAAGUUUGUGUGGGGUGCGUUUGGACCUCAGUCACGAGCUGUAGGGUUAACAAAGUGAAUGCAACUAACAAAGCCUAAGGCUGUAAAUUUAUGCUGCUUUGUAGCGGAAACAGUUCAGGAACUCCAUUUGUGUCUGCAAAAUGCAGUAGAUACAAUGCGAUCUACCGAUCAUCCUGUUACUGGUAUUGCUUCGGGUUGUGAGCUUUUCCUCCGUUUCAUUACAUUGGCCACAUUGGAUAAUUCUCCAUUUGCUGACUGUAAACGGAUUAUGAUUCAGCGGGGGAAGCUUUUCUACGAUAAGUUGUUUGCUGCACGUGGUAAAGUGGCUAAACUGGCUGCACAGUUUAUAAUAGAUGGCUCGAGGAUAUUGACACAUUCCAAAUCCAGAGUUGUUUUACAAACUAUGAAAGAAGCUGCAGCUAGUAAUAAAAGGUUCGAAGUUUAUGUCACGGAGUCUUUCCCAAACAAUAGCGGCAAGGAAAUGUGCAAAGACUUGACCCUCCUGGAUGUGCCAUGUACGUUAAUACUUGAUUCGGCAAUGGGUUACAUUAUGGAGCAAGUUGACAUGGUAAUGGUUGGAGCUGAGGGAGUUGCAGAGAGCGGUGGAAUAAUUAAUAAAGUGGGAACUUACACAAUGGCGAUGUGUGCUCGGGAGAUCAAGAAACCUUUUUAUGUCCUGACUGAAAGUUAUAAAUUUUCUCGAAUAUAUCCUCUAAAUCAAGUUGAUCUCCCCAACGAAUUUAAAUACACAGCAAGUACACUGAAAAAGGAUCUACACCGAGAACAUCCAUUAGUCGAUUACACUCCACCAUCUUAUAUAAAUCUUUUAUUUACUGAUCUUGGUAUACUGACUCCAUCUGCUGUUAGUGACGAACUUAUUAAACUUUAUUUAUAAAAUGAAAUAAUUUUGUCCUGCAAUCACAGGGAUUACUAUUUUUCACGUCACCAUUGAAAUAUACUCUAAAGGCUGCAAUACGAGAUACAUAUAAGACUCAAAUUCAUUUUAGAUGCAAAAUUUUUAUUAUGGGGUAUUCGAUUCGUGAGUUGCUUGAAUAUUAAGAAGGUUUACGAAAAUUCAUUCAAUUCUCUCCGUGAAUAAAGUCCUAGUCAGUGGAAAAAAGUUACGUUAUAUGAUUGCAGUUACAACCAGAUCUUUCUAUGUAUGUUUUGUACAGGUAGAAAUAAAUUCGAAUCAGUUGAAGCGUUGAAUUUUUUAAAUUAACGUACGGAUUGGUUAUGGAAUACUAAAUAAAUUAACAUCUUUGAAGAUAAAAGCAUGGUUUUCUUGUUAAAAUAUUGCUUUUUUAUUCCAUCAAUGUUAGACUUAUCAAACGAAUAAAAUUUAACAAUUAAAUGAACAUCAACUGACUAUAUUCUUGCCUGUAAUGGCUAUAUAUAUAAUAAAAACGAUAAUCUACGUACAUAUGUAUAUAGAAUCAUGUACAUUAUUUUGUUCAUUUGUAAUUCACAUACAUAUAUGAAUAAAACAAUAUACAUUAUUCCAUAACUUCUUCCUAGUUGACUGAUUCCAUAUUCAGAUUAGCAACUUUAAAGAAUAUACUCUAUAGAAACGAUUUUUAUAUUGCACAGCAAUAGACAUUAACUUAUAAGAAUGAUAGCGUCUGAUAUUUAAAAUACUUAUAACAUAUCAAUAAUCAUUUCUUCCAACAAUGGUAAAUUAUUAAUAUCAAUGAGAUGUAAAGUAACAUUAUUAAAUAAUACGAACGCGCUAGUCAGUUGUCAACCUUUCCAAUUAGCAAAUAGAAAUGAUUUCUACCUGCGCAGAGGUUCUCGAAGUAGUAUAGCCCUAUUGCAAAUAGAAUUACAUUUGAUAUUCAGUUUAUUCCUGUUUUAAUACAUAAUUUGGCGACAUGUCUUGACCACUAUUUAUUAUCAACAUUUAUAGCAACAACGGCUGAUGCUCAAAGUGCUUAUACAUUUUUAUUGGACUUGUUGUAAAAUAUUGAACGUCAUUUUCUUG